Ylistrum balloti is the source of this 681-nucleotide messenger RNA. Its product is annotated as macrophage mannose receptor 1-like. Gene Ontology annotation, molecular function: signaling receptor activity. The record is from RefSeq and is a predicted model, not a curated record. NCBI's taxonomy places the organism in Eukaryota, Metazoa, Mollusca, Bivalvia, Pectinida, Pectinidae. The coding region runs from base 1 to 681 and encodes 226 amino acids. The transcript is spliced from 3 exons.
AUGAUUACAAGAUUUCUUCAUCUAUUUUCGCUCUUUACUUUGUCUUCUUGUGAAUAUAACGUGACAGAGAUGAUUGAAAUAACAGAACUUAGACAUUCACGUCUAACUGAUGGCAUAGGUAUCGCAAUAUCAACAUCUAGUGCCUUACGUUGUGCCGUUAAUUGCAACUCGUCGUGCAUAUCGCUAUCGUAUCACGAGGACACGAAAAGUUGUCGCAUCUUUGAUUUCCUGCUCAGUAAUGACAAUUCCCUUACAGAAAAUGGAUGGAGGUCGUACAGGAAGAAUAGGGCAAAUUGUCCAACUGACGGCGGAUACGUGUACAAUUCCUCUCUUGACUGGUGUUACCGUUUGGUUACUGAACUGAGCUAUGACAUCCCAGAGGCGACCUCCUUCUGUGACCUUGAUGGAGCACAUCUGAUCAGAAUUAACUCCAUGUCCAGACAACUACACAUGACGGAGUAUCUACUUGCUAAUGGAGUAAAUUCGAUAUAUGUUGGAGGUCGUUCUGAAGACAAGGAUAACAAUUUUGUCUAUGAGGAUGGUACACUUUUAACCUUUACAAUGUGGGAUACAAACCAGCCCUCUAACCAACGAAGCAUCAGUUUAAACUUGGCUGGAAAUAGUUACAAAUGGAGGAACGGACAUGGAACAUACCCACGUCCCUUCAUGUGUGAAAUAUAA